GUAAUUAAUCGAUUAAUAAUCGAUUAAUGAAACAUAAACUGUGAUACAAUUAAAUCGUAAAUUGGACAGAAUUAAUUGAUUAAUUUAAUCAAAUGACUAGUCGCUGCCAUUCCUAUCUAGUACACAAGACAACUGGCUUCGAAAUGGUUUGGCUUAGUAAAUUUUUUUAUAUUGUGGCCCUCUUAUUCCAUUUAAAAUCUUCCUUGUGUUAUGAUAAUUGGAUUAACAUCGAAUUAAGCCAUACCGUUGAUUUGGAAAAUCUGAACGUUUUUAGCUAUAGAGGAAAUGUUACUAUUGCAAAUUGGGAUAUUGGGUUAGCUAAAAUCUCUCAGGAACCUCUCACUGAUCAUCAACGAUCGAACCUUAGGGGUUUAGCAGAAAAACACCGGUUGUACAGACUAAAAGCAGAGGUCGCCUAUGCUAACGGAAAACGAAAAAUCUUCUUAAGUGCGUCGAGAGCAUGCAAUCUUAUUGGAGCCAAUUUAAACGAUGCGCUGUCUGUUUCUGUGGACAACAGUGGCUAUGUGAAUGCUGUUACGCUAUUAACAAUCGCUUCCGAUAAUUGGUAAUGUUUUAUUAGACAUACAUAUGUACAUUAUACGCACGGCAACCAUACUUUGAGAGCUGAAUACGGGACACAAAAUAAUUUUG
This is a messenger RNA of Rhagoletis zephyria (snowberry fruit fly), 651 nucleotides long. RefSeq names its product ER membrane protein complex subunit 10-like. NCBI's taxonomy places the organism in Eukaryota, Metazoa, Arthropoda, Insecta, Diptera, Tephritidae. The record is from RefSeq and is a predicted model, not a curated record.